AUGUAUGCCCUCCAACAAUUACUCUACGGAUUCCCCAAGCCGGCUCCGCACAAACGCACCAAGCCCGUCGAGGUGCUUUGCUUGGGCUUACCGCGCACCGGAACCGAGUCACUAAGCGUGGGCUUGCGAAUGCUGGGCCUGCAAACAUAUCACGGCUGGGACUUGGUCUUUGAGCCAGAUGGCAGCAAGCUGCAGCUCUGUACCGAGCUAGUGCGGCGGAAGUACAGUGGUGUUCGCGAUGGCGACGUGCACAUUACCAGCGCGGAGUUUGACAUUCUCGUCGGUGACAGCCAGGCAGUGGUUGACACGUUGUGUGCGUUCUUUGCGCCUGAGCUGCUCGCCGCGUACCCGGACGCCAAAGUGGUCCUCAACGUGCGUCCCGAUACAAACGCCUGGUACCGCAGCAUCAAUAACACCAUUGUCGACUCGAUCGAUGAAUCGUGGGUUGUAUGGGGCAUGCAGUGGUUCUCUGCAGAGUUCCAUUGGCUGUACAGUCUUUACUUGAGAAAUGGAUAUCCAGGCAUCUUUCACAGCGCCACCACCAAAGAUGGCAUCCGGCGAAACGCAAAGUGGGUCUAUCGCGACCACUGCAACAUGGUCCGGGGUAUGGUCCCCAGGGAGAACCUGCUUGAGUGGUCCAUCGAGGAUGGCUGGGAGCCUCUUUGCAAGUUUCUCGACAAGCCUGUUCCCGAUGAGCCGUUCCCCCGAACUAAUAAUCCAGGCGAUUACGUUGAGCAUGCUAAUAAGCUCCUGAAGGCGCGCUCCGUUCAGUGCCUGCGCAACUUGACUCUCACCGUAGUGGCUCUAGGCGGGAUUGCCGCGGCCGGCGUGAUGUGGUGGCAGGGACAGAUCCCGAAGAUUACUAUUGAGCGAUUCCUAAAAUGA
This is a messenger RNA of Aspergillus versicolor CBS 583.65, 885 nucleotides long. Its product is annotated as sulfotransferase family protein. Bases 1 to 885 code for a protein of 294 amino acids. The transcript has 2 exons. The record is from RefSeq and is a predicted model, not a curated record. NCBI's taxonomy places the organism in Eukaryota, Fungi, Ascomycota, Eurotiomycetes, Eurotiales, Aspergillaceae.